GAUGAGUGUCGGUCGGCUCAGCUUCCUCUGAGGCGUGUCUGCCUCGAGCUCCCCGCUGUCACUUCUCUCUGUUCCUCUCUGCGAGUCCACACAGCGACAUGAGUUACUACAGCGAUGCGUCCGCCGACGAGUUGGAGACUUUGGGGUGGUACCACUAUGACCUGUCCCGCCACGCCGCAGAGGCCCUUCUCUUGUCCAAUGGGACCGAUGGAAGUUAUCUGCUGAGAAACAGUAACGAGGGACCAGGCUGCUUUGCCCUGUCUGUCAGGGCGAGGGAUUCCGUGAAGCAUUUUCACGUGACACGCAAAGACAACGGUUACGUGUUUGGGUUCAACGAGUUUAUAACCCUACAAGACUUCGUCAACCACUUUGCUAACCAGCCUCUGUUGGGCAGUGACACAGGAACCCUGAUUGUGCUGAAGUGUCCGUACCCGUGGCGUGUGGAGGAGCCGUCCAUCUAUGAGUCCGUGAGAGUUCACACCGCCAUACAGACAGGCCGCACAGAGAAUGAUCUGGUACCGAAUGCACCUUCGCUGGGCACAAAGGAAGGCUAUCUGGUGAAGCAGGGAGCGUUUGUGAAGAACUGGAAACAGAGGUGGUUCACACUGCACAGACAUGAACUGAAAUACUUCAAAGACAAAAUGUGUGAGGAGCCCAUUCGAACCCUGGAUCUGAGAGCCUGCUCUGCAGUCCAGUUUGACUACUCUCAGGACAGAGUCAACUGUUUCUGCCUGGUGUUUCCUGAGAGAACAUUUUAUCUCUGUGCAAAGACGGGCGUGGAGGCAGACGAGUGGAUCAAGAUCCUGAGGUGGAAACUGUCACAGAUACUCAAAGGCCGAUGACUUCUGAUGGAACGAAUCCUCGAGUUCAUAGAAAACAUCAGAUCAGCUGGAUGAAGAAUAAAGAACAGCGCCAUCCAAGUGGAGUGGAGCGUGGAGACACCGGGACACACUCCCCUCAGUGGACUGACGGACUCACUGCUUACAUGUGAUUCACCUUUGCUUGAUGAGAGAUGCUUCGUUUCUCAUCACCCAGAGGAACCUGUAUGUUGAACAUGAACAUCUACUUAAAGGAUAUUGCUAGCCAUGAUUGUGUAAGACCAAAACCAACAGUGUGUGAGUGUGUCUCUGAGUCCUUUCUGAUUCCCCCCAACCCGUCUGUGGCUCUCAGCUCGAAGCCCAUUGGUUCCCACCACUGAGCCAACAGCUACACAAACAGAGGGAAAUAAUGCAUUUGUUGUCCUAUUUACACACUGAUUUUAAUUUGUAUUUCCGGCAGCAGGACGAUGUAUGUGGAAUGGAGUAAGAAUAAACUAGUGUGUGUGUUCCUGAAACAUGUCACCCAGUGCAACAGUGUGGCUGUUGCUAGGAGAUACAUUCAUUGUUGGGUUGUGGGGGUUUGUCAAUAAGAUAAGCAUAGGUUGUGUCCAGUCUUAUCCUUGUAUAACUCCAAAGCAAUCGGUUCUCUCCUGGAAACAUUUAGUUUUAAAACUGUAAAUACACUUGUAUUUUUGAAUAAAUCAGCAUGUAUUUGAAAAAAAGUCAGCCCAAGAUGAUGAUGAUUCAAGGAACAUCCACUACAUGUUACAUUGAAUAGGUUUGUGAGAUAGAGAUAGAGAUGUCCUCAGCCGGUGAGCACUGCGUGAGCGUUUACUGAAGACUGAUGCUUUGAAGGAUUCUAAUGAAUCAAUCAUUCUGAAGUGACAAAAUCAAAGUUUAAUCAGAAGCUCCUGCACCGCUCCUUUAAAGAGAUGGUUCAGUUCUUUUGAAGUGUGGUUGUAUAAAGCACUUCUGCAGUACUGCCUACAGUAGAUAAGGUCCAGCAGAGAAGCAGAGACGAGUACCCGGCACACAGACCAUUGGCUCAGAACCCAAGAUGGACGUGCUGGUACCAUCACAUCUCUGAACUAUGUGCUGAUAUGAUAGACCUUGAUGAGUUUAUUAGUGAUAAUCCCCUCUUAGAAUAAUGGGCUGCUGGAAAUCAUCUGUCUUUCAUGAAAUCCUCCCCGUGUGGUGUCUGGACUUCUGGACCCCCAAACAUACUUGUAUUAAGCUCCCAAGUAGACGUUGAAGUAACUAUUAUCUUAUACACUCAAGUAAAGUGACAGCACUGUUUAACAUUAGCAAUUGUAUUAUACUAUAACACUAAUCUAAGGACUCAGGGGCAGUAUUUGUAAAGACCAAUGAACAAUCCACAAUGAUUAUUAAAGCCAUGUC
Messenger RNA from Anoplopoma fimbria (sablefish), 2216 nucleotides. It is a transcript of the gene dapp1, whose product is annotated as dual adaptor of phosphotyrosine and 3-phosphoinositides. The transcript is spliced from 9 exons. NCBI's taxonomy places the organism in Eukaryota, Metazoa, Chordata, Actinopteri, Perciformes, Anoplopomatidae. The record is from RefSeq and is a predicted model, not a curated record. The coding region runs from base 99 to 842 and encodes 247 amino acids.